Molecule: messenger RNA, 1415 nt
Organism: Abrus precatorius (Indian licorice)
Lineage: Eukaryota; Viridiplantae; Streptophyta; Magnoliopsida; Fabales; Fabaceae
Exons: 5
Coding region: 47-1219 (390 amino acids)
Source: RefSeq, a predicted model, not a curated record
AAGACUGUGAGACAUUGGGGAUUGCACUUUUCAUUUCAGCGGCGGAAUGGGAAAACGAGAGAAGCAAAAGCAGAAGCAGAAACAUGAGAGAGACAGAGGUCAUCGUGGAAGAGGCUCCUUCAACCAUCUUCAAGAAGAAGACGACAUUGACGACACUGCUCCCUUCUCUUCUCCCUCUUCUCCAGGGCACUCCCCCUCCGAAGAAGAAGAAGAAAAUGAAGCAACCCAAAAUCAUGAAUACCCAUCACAUGAUACACCAUCGAAAUUCCUCCUUUACCAACAAUCUGUGCAGUCUCCCAAAGGAGACAUUAGUUAUCUGCAAAAGUUCUUUCUCAUGUACGUUGGUGGAAGGAUGCCCCUCCAUCUUCAAGAAGAUUUCUGUGGCACCGCGUUUCUUAGUACAGAAUGGCUCCGUAGUGAUCCAAGAAGGACUGCAGUAGGAUUAGAUUUAGAUCUUGAGGCACUUAAUUGGUGCAUGGAAAACAACAUACCUAAAGUUGGGGCUGAUGGAUUUUCUAGAAUGUCCCUCUUUCAUGGGAAUGUCUUGCAACCUCUUCAGUCUAAACUUGUGAAAAUUGAUCCUCAGGAGCUGGUAAGAAACAUUUCACUGUCACAGAAUAGAGAAAAUUUGCCGACUGGGGUGCCAGAAUCUGACAUUCAGCCAGGCUCUGUUGCUCAAGAUGAUAAGUUUACCAAGAGAGACUUUCCAUUGCCUGGAAGAGAUAUUGUGUGUGCUUUCAACUACAGCUGCUGUUGUCUUCAUAAACGAGCAGAUUUGGUUUUGUAUUUCAAGCAUGCUUGUGAUGCCUUGUCAAAUAAAGGUGGGAUUUUUGUAAUGGAUUUAUACGGGGGUACAUCUUCAGAGAACAAGUUAAGGCUUCAGAGAAGAUUCCCUAAUUUUACGUAUGUGUGGGAGCAAGCUGAAUUUGACAUUAUUCAACGGAAAACCAGGAUUAGCCUCCAUUUUCAUAUGAAGGAUCAGAGAAAACUUCGGCAUGCAUUUUCAUACAGCUGGCGGCUGUGGACAUUGCCUGAGAUCAGGGAUUGCUUAGAAGAGGCUGGAUUUAGGUCCGUUCACUUUUGGGUUCGAGAGAUGCCCGACACCACGGAAAUUGUAAAAUCAGAGGGAUUUGGUGUGGGAAAGGAUGUAAAAUAUGAAGAAGCAACCAGUUUUGAGCAACAAGAUUCUUGGAAUGCAUACAUAGUUGGUGUUCCAUAGCUACAUCUUAGAGAAUGUAGUUUCUGUUACAUUUAUUUUGUCAUGACUAGACAAGCAUGGCUUGUAAUCAGUUUCAUUGCUUGGAACUCUUUUUCUCUUGUAUUUAGUUGGCUUUAAGACAUAACACGCUAAUUUUUAAAGGCACAUCCAUCUCAUGUUUGGUAUGAAAAUUCAUCAAUUAAUAUAUCUCUAUCCU